This is a messenger RNA of Diorhabda carinulata, 3468 nucleotides long. RefSeq names its product cilia- and flagella-associated protein 58-like. The transcript is spliced from 13 exons. Gene Ontology annotation, cellular component: cytoskeleton. The record is from RefSeq and is a predicted model, not a curated record. Bases 127 to 2793 code for a protein of 888 amino acids. Lineage: Eukaryota; Metazoa; Arthropoda; Insecta; Coleoptera; Chrysomelidae.
CUACGAUAAUCUAACCUGAUGGCUUUUAUAUAUCUAAACGUCAGCGAUGACUUUUAUUUGAAAAACAUCCCAAAACUUUUCUUUUUAACGAGCUUCAUACUUAUUUUUACUGUGUAAAUUUUGAAAAUGGAGGACAGUGAUGUUGAAGGAGAUGGAUUUGUUAGCGAGGAGGAAAAAACGGAAGAACAACUUGAUCCCGAAAAUCCCGAUCACUUUUUCCCAAUUGUCGAAAGAGAUUUCAAUAAGACGCUUGCCAAUUUGGAACAAAAUCCUGAAGCACUUCAAUUCACCGAAGAUUUCAACAAACUUUUCGAAUCGUUCUUCCUCACUUACACAAAACAAAAAGAGUUAGAACAAAACAAUGAAAAUUUGAAGAGUGAGAUCGCAGACAAAUCCAACAAAAUAGAUUUGGCGUUGAAAUUAGCUGACGAAGAUCAAAAAACAAUCAAUGAUUUACGAAAACAAAUCGAGAACGCUUGGAAAUUGGCGGACGCUGCUCAUGCUCGUGAGCAACUCGCUCAUGAGAUCAUUGACAAUUUGAGAAGACAAGUGGAAAAUUUGAAUGCCGAAAUCGAAUUCAAAAAUAAGAUGAGCGAAGAAGCUGACGAUACCGGAGAGCUUAGUAAACAUCGGGACGGUCUGGAACGAGAGAGAGACCGACUUAUAAACGAAGUCAAUCAGCUAAACACUAAAUUACAGAACGCUGUUGGAUAUCAAGAAGAAUUGGAAAAAAAGAAUUCUGAGGCUGAUUUAAAAAUAAAUGAAAUAGCCGGACAACUAGAGGACCAAGUACAAGAAACCAAUCGCCAAAAGCGUGCCAAAGAAAAAUUUGAAGCUGAUAUACAAGAAUUGAAAUUUAAAUUAGACGAAAAAGAUUUACACGCUAUUGAACUGAAUGAAACUAUUAAAGAUCAGUUGAAGCAAAUAGUUGGAUUACAGAAAGAUAUUAAGGAGUGGAAAUUAUCGCACGAUAGACUGUCUAAAGAAUUAGAAGCAUCUAUAAUGAAAGCAAGCAAAUUAGCAGAUGAGCACAACGUAGCGCUAUUCGAGGUUGAGAGUAUGAGAAAAACGUUACAAGAAAAGGCUGUAGACAUGAAGAUAAUUAGUGAAGAAACGACAAGAUACAAAAACGAUUUGGCCAAAGCUCAAAAAGCGAGAGAGUUGAUGGAGAAAAAAAUGAUGGUGGUAAUUAAGGAUAAAGACGAUACAACGUCGGAUAGAGAUAAUCUUAGACAAAAAAUAUCAGUUCUAGUAAAAGAAAUUGAAGAUUUUAAGAAAUACGUGGACGAAGAUAAAAGAAAUAUUGAAGUAAUGGUGAAAGAAAAAGAUAUACUCAACAAAACCUUGCAAAGACAACAAGUGAUACAGAAAGAUCAACAGAAACUGAUACAAAUACAAGAGCAAGCAAAAAGAAAAUUAGAAGUUGAGCUAGACCUAUUUUUUAUCGAAAGUGGUAAACACAAAAAGUUAAUUAGUCAAUUAGAAAGAGAAAGAGAUAGGCUAACAGAGGAACAGCUAGAUUUUACCAACACUAUACAAGAUCAACUUGAAGAUAUUCGUCAAAAAAAAGUUUUUAUUUUUGAUUUGAAAAAAGAAGCAGCAGAACGAGAUAAUAAAAUCAGACAACAGCAAAAUAUUUACGAAGCUAUGCGAUCGGAUAGGAAUGCUUUGCAAAAAUUAUAUCAAGAUUCUUCUGCUGAAUGCGAUGAAUUAAGGAAGAAGCUUAAAUUAGUGACGCAUCAGGUUGAACAGCUGAAAGAGAAUGUUGGACAAAAGGAAAAGCAAAUAAUAAAAGACGAAAGCAUUGUAAGAAAGUUGAACAGAGAAAAAGAGCAGUUGAAAAUUGAGGUUAUGACUGGAGUGGAUCAAAUAAGAGUGCUACGAUAUGAAGUUAAAGAAUUGCGUGAAGAGGAGAAAAGAUUAAAUAAAAACAUAACCAGCUUGAAUCGUACGAUCAAGGAUCAAGCAAAAGAUUUAGAUCAAUUGAUGAACGAAAGGGACAUUCUUGGAUCUCAAUUAGUACGGAGAAACGACGAGAUUGCUCUACUUAAUGAAAAAAUUGUGAUUCUUCAAGCCACGUUAGCCAGAGGCGAAACUCAUUAUGAAUUGAGGUUGAAUGAUAUUAGACUGCUAAAAUUGGAAAUAAAACGUCUUAGACAAGAAAAAAAUCACAUUAACAAAACAAUGGCGAGUAUGAUUGAUUUACGCCACGAAGUUUUCCAUUUGGAAAGGGAUUUAACAAAAAGUAGAUUGAAGUGUAAAGCUUUAGAACAAGAAGUUCAAAAUCCUUUGAAUAUACACAGAUGGAGAAAAUUGGCUGGGUCUGAUCCAGAAGUUUUGGACUUGUUACAAAAAAUUCAGAUAUUACAGAAACGAUUGUUACAACAAGGCUCAGUAGCUAUCGAAAGAGAACGACAGUUGAAGCAAGUUGAAAGAUUGUAUUUGAAUUUAAGAAAAGUAGUGGCUAGACAACCGGGACCAGCAAUACAAGAAGAAUUAAGUAAAACGCAAAGGGCUUUGAAAUUUAGAGGAAAUAAACUGAAGUGCAUGGUUUCUGAAUUGAAUAUGGCAGAUUUAAAAGUAAACGAAUAUAAAUCUGAUUUGCAACGCGUAUCAGAAGAAUUAGCAGAUUUGAAAAAGAAGUAUUUGGCGGAAAAGAAAGCAAAUCGAACGUUGCGCAUGGCGCACGAAUCACGCCGGGAAUUGAAUCAUAGUCGAAUCGGUGAUACCGGCGAAGUUAAGUUUACUGGUGGAGGUUUUCGAAUGUCAGUCUCCCAAAUUUCGUCGAAAUAAUUGAUAGUUAAAGUAUUUACCACCAUAAUUUUACAAUUUACUGUCUCAGUGAAUAUUCCGGAUUUCAUGUGAAAAUGUCGAAGGUUAAACUUGAAGUUUGUGUUGACAGUCUCGAAUCUGCACUAGCGGCGAUCGAGGGAGGCGCGGAUAGAUUAGAAUUAUGCUCCUCACUAAUAGAUGGCGGACUUACUCCAACACCUGGAUUACUGAUACAAAUUCAAAAUAUGAAUUCAAAAAAUGUUCCAGUUUAUUGUCUGUUGCGUUGUAGACCAGGAAAUUUUAUUUACAGUCAUGAAGAAAUCGAAAUUAUGAAGGAAGAUGCCAAAAUUUUACGCAAACAUGGAGCUGAUGGAUUUGUCUUUGGUGCUUUGUCGGACAAUGGGGAUGUUGAUAUGAAAAUCUGCCGAGAACUAAUCAGGGUCUGUCAUCCGCUUCCUGUAACUUUCCAUAGGGCUUUCGAUUUCUGUAGACGACCAACUAUUGAAGUUGAAGUUAUUAUAGACUUGGGUUUCCAAAGAAUUUUGACCAGUGGUAAGCAACAGAAUGCUCAAAUGGGUGUUAAACUUAUUAAAAAGCUAGUAGAACAAGUUGGUCAUCGAAUUAUUAUCAUGCCAGGAGGAGGAGUAACCAAAGAGAACAUAAAGUACAUCUUGGAAAACACAGAAGCCAAAGAAA